AUAGGAUAUGUAUGGGGUAAUGGAAAUGUGAAAAAUUGCCUUGUAAUAUAUAUAAAGGAUGAAUGAUAGAAUUUAAAUUGAAUUUCUAUUUUUAUCACAUCAUACCUAAAACAGACCAAAACGUGAAAUACAAAUUGUGUAUUAAAGAUUCUCUUGUAUUUUGCUGACAUUUUGGCUUUAUUAUUCUCUAUUCGAAUAAGUUCUGUUCUCCAGUUCUCAUUUGGUUUGAAUGUUUGUAAACAAAAGAACAUUCGAAUGAGUAUGUUUCCUGUACGAAAUUAUAUUUUUGUCCGAAUAAUACUUCAAAUGUGCAAAGCACAGACCUUUAACAGCCUCUUUUAGGAUAACAAUCCAAUGCUUUAUAACAAGCUCUGAUUUUCCAGUCAUAAAGCCAAUGUAGAAAACCAAACUUUAAAAAGGAAAAGGUUAAAUCUAUCGCCUUUCGUGACGAGCAGCAUUAUGAAAAAUUACCUUUUAUUUGUUUUCUUAUUUUCUAUCUUGAAGAGCUGUUGCUUGUACAACACUUUUACGGUACAAAACGCAGUUUCGGCGAGAAACCCGUUAGGAAGCUACCCGGCCAUCGACUGGCUUGAAUGUCUAAACAUCUGCUCUGAAAAAUCUUCAUGCAUUUCUUACAACUUUAGAAACGACGGUGACGAGGAAACCUGCAUUUUGUACAACUAUGGAUUCCAAAAUGCUUGCGAGGCGAAGGAAAAGCUUAUAUUUAAAGAUGGAUUUGUAUUUCAGCAAAUCAGAGAAGAAAUGUUGGAAGACAUUUUCUAUCAGUAUGACCCAUCAGAGAGGAAGACUUCAGCGGAAAUAGAGCAAGGAUUAAUUUUAUCCAUAUCAUGCAGCCAAGCCGUCCUCAUCUAUGUAGACGAUAAACAGGUUGGCAAAUCAACAACUUGGUGUAACCGAAAAAUCACUCAGUUCAUCAUACCCGAAGAUUCACGGAUGGUUGCAUUAGAAGGAGUGGACUUUGGUCGUUUACAACCCGGGAUCAUUGCAUCACUAGGCAACCAGAUUGUGACUGACAGCUCGUGGAAGUGUAGCGUUCAUCCAACAUCUGGUUGGACGAGUUGGGGUUUCAACGACGCGUUGUGGCCGGCUGCAAGUGUGUAUUGGAAUUUAUCAAAUCCCAUUGAAUUGCUGCCGGUUAAAGAGGGAUUGACGGAUAAGGCGGAAUGGAUUUGGACUGCAGAUACCAAUUCAAGGCACGUUUAUUGUAGACGAAAGAUACGCUAAUCAUUCCUAACCAUUGGCCAAUUUUUUGUCCGUAUAUCAUAUAGUUCUUAACUCUAUGCACCAUAGAAAGGAUCGCGAAUAUAAGACAGUAAAGAAGGUUUUUUUCCCAAUUUUUAAUAUACCUUGCUUAAAUAGGGGAAAAAAUAACAAUUAAAAUUGAGUUCUAAGUUGAAUGCGGUAGUUUUUUUGUGGAUCAAACGCAUUUGUAUUGCUUCAAUCCCACAAAAAUAAAUUUGUUAUUCCCUGUAAAUAAUGGAUGACCAAAUUAAAUUAAAAAAAAAACACAGUG
Molecule: messenger RNA, 1534 nt
Organism: Nematostella vectensis (starlet sea anemone)
Lineage: Eukaryota; Metazoa; Cnidaria; Anthozoa; Actiniaria; Edwardsiidae
Exons: 3
Coding region: 460-1245 (261 amino acids)
Source: RefSeq, a predicted model, not a curated record